Messenger RNA from Mus caroli (Ryukyu mouse), 3867 nucleotides. It is a transcript of the gene Gramd1c, whose product is annotated as GRAM domain containing 1C. NCBI's taxonomy places the organism in Eukaryota, Metazoa, Chordata, Mammalia, Rodentia, Muridae. Gene Ontology annotation, molecular function: cholesterol transfer activity; cholesterol binding. Gene Ontology annotation, cellular component: endoplasmic reticulum-plasma membrane contact site; plasma membrane; endoplasmic reticulum membrane. Gene Ontology annotation, biological process: intracellular sterol transport. The record is from RefSeq and is a predicted model, not a curated record.
GCUCAGUUGAGCUCUUGUCGGUAACGUUUGCAUUUGAUAGUGCUAUGUCACCUUGACAGGAUCUAAACUACCAGAGAGGCAAGACACAGGACCUGUCUGUGGAGGGCAGACAGAGGAGACACACCUAAAACGUGGGCAGUAGCAUUUCGUGGGCCUAGGUGACCAUGAAUAAUUUAAAUAAGACAGUAAAUGAAGGGGAUUCAAGUCUGGCUACCGAGCUACAGGAAGAGCCCGAGGAAAAUCCCGGCCCUGUUGUGGAUGAGAAUAUAGUAUCAGCCAAAAAACAGGGACCGAGCACACACAAUUGGAGCGGUGAUUGGAGCUUUUGGAUCUCGAGUUCCACCUAUAAAGACAGGAAUGAGGAAUACAGACAGCAGUUCACACACCUGCCGGACUCGGAGAAGCUGAUAGCAGAUUAUGCUUGCGCUCUUCAGAAGGAUAUCUUGGUUCAGGGGAGGCUGUACCUUUCAGAAAACUGGCUGUGUUUCUAUAGCAACAUCUUCAGAUGGGAAACUACAAUUUCUAUUGCUUUAAAGAAUAUAACCUUUAUGACCAAGGAGAAAACUGCUCGACUUAUCCCAAAUGCUAUCCAGAUCAUCGCGGAGGGGGAAAAGUUUUUCUUUACAUCUUUUGGUGCCAGAGACAGAAGUUACCUGAUCAUAUUUAGGUUGUGGCAGAAUGUAUUACUAGAUAAGAGCCUGACCAGACAGGAGUUCUGGCAACUGCUCCAGCAGAACUAUGGCACGGAGCUAGGCUUAAACGCUGAAGAAAUGGAACACUUGUUAUCAAUUGAAGAAAAUGUGCACCCAAGAAGUCCAGGAAGGAGCAGCGUGGAUGACGCUGGGGAAAGAGAUGAGAAGUUCUCCCAGGCCAUCAGCUUCACACAGGAGUCGGUUAGCAGAGUUUCAGAAACAGAGUCCUUGGAUGGGAGCUCACCGAAAAGAGGAUUAGGCAAAGAGAACUCCCAGAGCGAGAGACACGUGAGGAAAAGUCCUUCGCUAGCUUCAGAAAAGAGGUUAAGCAGAGCACCCUCCAAGUCACUGGACUUGAACAAGAAUGAGUACCUUUCUCUGGAUAAAAGCAGCACUUCAGAUUCUGUGGACGAAGAAAAUAUUCCCGAGAAAGAUCUUCAAGGAAGACUUUAUAUCAACCGUGUCUUUCACAUCAGCGCUGAGAGAAUGUUUGAACUGCUGUUCACUAGCUCGCACUUUAUGCAGAGAUUUGCGAAUUCUAGAAAUAUAAUAGAUGUGGUAUCUACCCCCUGGACAGUUGAAUCUGGAGGCAAUCAGCUGCGAACCAUGACCUACACCGUAGUCCUCAGCAACCCGCUAACUGGGAAGUAUACUGCUGCCACAGAAAAGCAGACCCUGUAUAAAGAGAGCCGGGAAGCACAGUUUUACCUGGUAGACUCCGAAGUGCUGACACACGAUGUGCCCUAUCACGACUACUUCUACACUUUGAAUAGAUACUGUAUCGUGAGAUCUGCAAAACAGAGAUGCAGGCUGAGAGUCUCCACAGACGUGAAGUACAGGAAACAACCAUGGGGCCUUAUCAAGUCUUUAAUUGAGAAGAAUUCCUGGAGUUCACUGGAGAGCUACUUCAAAAAGCUUGAAUCCGAUUUGUUAAUGGAAGAGUCUGUGUUGAGUCAAUCCAUUGAAGAUGCUGGAAAACAUAGCAGCCUACGCCGGAGAAGGCGGACCUUGAACCGGACAGCAGAGCCCGUUCCAAAGCUGUCCUCUCAGCACUCUUCCACAGAUUUGGGCUUCGAGGCCAAAGUCGAUGUUACAGGAAAGAGAAAGGCCGUGGACAGUUGUGACACCGCCCUUAUUGUGGUGAUGAGUGUAUUCUUGCUGCUGCUCGUUCUGCUGAAUGUGACACUAUUUCUGAAGCUGUCAAAGAUAGAACACGCCACCCAGUCCUUCUACCAGCUUCACCUCCAGGGAGAAAAAUCUUUAAAUUUAGUUUCUGACAGGUUCUCAAGAACAGAAAAUAUUCAAAAGAACAAAGAUCAGGCCCACCGUCUAAAAGGAGUACUCCAAGAUUCCAUAGUGAUGUUGGAACAGCUGAAGAGCUCACUCAUUAUGCUUCAAAAAACCUUUGAUUUACUAAAUAAGAACAAGUCUGGGGUGGCUGUGGAGAGCUAGUGCUGAAAUGUGGAAACCAAAGAGACAUCUGGACCUAGAAGGCAACAUCUGGAAGGAAAUCGGAGGAUGAAGACUGUCACUGUCAUAAGGACAUUUCUGAUAUUUUUAUUACCAGGAUUUCUACCAGGAAAGCUGUAUUUAAAUAACAUUUACUCAAUGACUACUCUCCAAUAGCCUUAAGACUCUAUCUUUUCACUUCUUAUAAAUACUUUUAAGCUGUGAAUUUCUCCAGUGAACCAUGAAAUAUAUUUUGGAAUUGAAAUUCUGUGACACAAAAGGGGAAGGAAGGCACGGUGGGUAGGAUGGCUAUUCUUCCAUAGUGAGGCUUGCUACUUGAUCCUUUAAAUUUAUUUAUGUUAGCACAGAGUCCCUGUGUGCCCGGGGUGGGGUGGGGUGGGGGGGGCUGCGUUUGUAACUGAGUUUAAGAGCCUAAAAAGGUAAGAAGAAACCCCUCAAUCAUUUAUCACCUUAAAGGAUCAUUUUCCAAGUGCAUACAUUCCAGGCUUGUAUCUUUAAAUUUUACAGUGCCUUCCUGACUUGGCCUCAAGGCCAGUGGUCAGACCUUUUGUAUGUCCGAAAGAGUCAUUGGCCAUGUUGUAUCUGAAUGAAGGGAUAUAUAUGUAUACACACACAUAUAUACAUGUACAUAUAUACAUAUGUGUGUGCGUAUAUGUAUGUAUGUAUAUGUACCAAAGGUGAGAGUAUCCUUUAUAUAUCAAAAAGACUGAACAGUAAUUUAGGAGAAGGAAGUAUAUAGGACAUCAAUGCUCAUAAUGAACUACUUUCAGUUUUAGAAGUCGUAAGAUUAUUAUAAAAUCUGGGCAUUCCAUGACAGAUCAAAUUGAGUCCAUGAGUAAUGCUUAGAUUCAGCUUAGCAACACCCAUGAUAGAGGUGGCCCAUCAGGUAGAAAAUAAUUAAUCACUUUUCAGUAGCAGCUAACUUGUCUUGCUGGCAAAUUAUAACCUGGACACAAACUUGCACUCAGCAAUAAAGACUAGGGGACAUGCAGGUUGACCGGAGUUGAGAGGCACAAGCUUGGGCUCUCAGGAAAGCCACUCAGGCACUUGUGUCAGUAUCAGUGGUUUGUGAAAAUAAGGACUUGGCGACUUGACUUGAAAUUAGUUGUGUCCCCGGGGAUUUAGGAAAUGUUCAGGACUUAUUUAUUGUUUUGUUUUCUAGCUGUCUUUCUAGAACACGCACAUAUAUUUAUUUUUAUUGAAUAUCCAUUGCCUUUAGUCAAUGUUUCCUUUUCCUCAGUGUCACCAAAGCCAAAUGUCAUUGCUAACAAUGUUUUUGAGACGCCUGUAGGGAAUAAAAAUACUGGCUAAAGGGAAGGGUUUCUCUUCAUGAAUCCUAACUAAUUUCCCUGGGGAAGGGGGCUUCGGAGUAAUACCUCCUGUUCUGUUCUGUUCUGUUCUGUUCUGUUCUGUUCUGUUCUGUUCGGUUCGGUUCGGUUCUGUUUUGUUUGUGAUAAGAACAUAGGAAGUCUCUGGCUGUGAGUUUGAGUGACUGGAUUAAAAACUUCAGAUUGUUAAAUUUAGAAAAAUGUUAACUGUCAAAGUGAAUGCUUUUGUGGUUUCUCUUAAAGCACUUCACCAUAUACCUCAAAGAUUAUCCACGUCACUUUGUAGAUAAAACACUAAAUAUGUACGUAGAAUUAAUGAGAUCUUAAUCUGUUAUGUUUGGAUUGACUUCAAAUAAAACCGGAAAUGUUUAAGUUGU